Molecule: messenger RNA, 819 nt
Organism: Centruroides sculpturatus (bark scorpion)
Lineage: Eukaryota; Metazoa; Arthropoda; Arachnida; Scorpiones; Buthidae
Exons: 5
Coding region: 49-819 (256 amino acids)
Source: RefSeq, a predicted model, not a curated record
CUGUUGGAAGCUAAAUUUUCUUCGAUAAACAAGCUACAGUUUGAAAAAAUGGGUGUAAUCCUUCCUCUGCUAUAUAAUGCCGUAUAUCUCGGUGUUACGUUUGAUUUAAUUCAUUAUCGAAAUGGGUAUUUUAAUAUCUACAACGAAUGGAAAGAAAAGACAACAACAGAAAAAGAACAUUAUACAUCUGAAUAUAAAGUAAUUGAAUCAUCUAGAGAUGUGAGAGAAUUUUUUAAGAUAGAUUCCAGAUUAGCUUUGGCAUUAAAAUUAUAUAAAUUUGAAUCGUCAGUGGCUUCCGUUAUAAAACCGUCUGUCAUUCCGAGAGAUAGAAUCGUAGAAAUUCAAUUCAGAGUUCAUUAUCAAAAGGUGGAAGAUACAGUACCUUCAUUUUUAAAACCAAACAACAGCUGGAUUACUCCAAAUCACAAGUACAUUGAUACUCAUUUUGUCAAAAAAAUUAAGAGAGGAGGAGAAUUAACGGCAACUUUGAUAUUUAAUUGUAAUUCCGUUGAACAGAAAGAAAAAGUUUUGCAAAGUAUUUUGAAGCAUAUUCAGAAAUCCGGUACAUUUAAUGAGACAUUUAUCGAUAAAAUUGAUAAUGUUAAAAAAGAACUUGGAAAAUUUUAUCCGCGUUAUAGUUUUCGUGAAAUGAGAUGCUUGGGUUGUUUGAAAAUUCUUCCAACUACUCUCAAAAAUAUGAUACAAAUGGCAAAAGAACUUCCUGAAGGAAUAAGUGAAAUGAAUGCCUUCCCGUUAGAAAUAGAACUUGAAGAAAUUUCCACAGUAUUAGAUUUUCCAAGUUAUAAAGUAAAUGAGUAA